Molecule: messenger RNA, 3516 nt
Organism: Perca flavescens (yellow perch)
Lineage: Eukaryota; Metazoa; Chordata; Actinopteri; Perciformes; Percidae
Product: mucin-5B-like
Exons: 26
Coding region: 1-3516 (1171 amino acids)
Cellular component (GO): extracellular matrix
Molecular function (GO): protein binding
Source: RefSeq, a predicted model, not a curated record
AUGAGACUCGCUCACAACAACCAGCUCUGCAGUACAUGGGGUAACUAUCAUUUCAGGACUUUUGAUAGUGAUUUCUUCCAGCUUCCCUCCACUUGCAACUACCUCCUUGCAUCCCAGUGUAAGGGAAGCUAUGGCAGUUUCAAUAUUCAGUUAAAACGGCAGGAGAUGAAUGGGGUCACCACCAUUGAGAAGGUCACCAUGAAACUGGAGGGGGCCAUUGUGGAAUUAGCCAACACUUCCAUCAAAGUCAAUGAUAAACUUGUCACUAUCCCAUUCAGCCAGGUUGGCAUUUCAAUUGAAAGAACUAUCUCCUAUGUCAAAAUCGAGGCAAAGCUGGGUUUGGUUGUCAUGUGGAAUGAAAAAGACGCCCUCUGGGUUGAGCUGGAUGCAAAAUUCAAGAAUCAGACAUGUGGCCUGUGUGGUGACUUCAACGGAAUACAGGUUUAUGAUGAGUUCAUCAAAGCAGGGAAGUCUGUUACUCUUGAAUAUGGGGAGGCCUGGAAGGUCAAUGGUCCAACUGAAGAGUGUGAAGAAAUCUCCUCACCAGCCACACAGACCUGUGCAAGUGAAGUAAACUUCUGUACGAACCUGCUGUCAGGACCUGCAUUGCUCAGCUGUCAAAACCUGGUUGCUACGGACUCCUUCAUCGGAGCCUGUGUGAAGGACCUGUGCCGCUGUAAAAACAAUACUUCAUGUUUGUGUUCAACCAUAUCGGAGUACUCUCGUCAGUGCACUCAUGCAGGUGGGAAACCACAGCAAUGGCAGACAGCACAACUGUGUGCAAAAACAUGCCCUUUCAACAUGGAGCAUAAGGAAUGCAGUAGUCCUUGUACUGACACCUGCAGCAACCAAAAGAGAAGCCAUGUGUGCAAGGAUCACUGCGUAGAUGGAUGCUUCUGUCCAAAUGGGACUGUCUUUGACGACAUUACACAAAGUGGGUGUGUUGCUGUUGACUCGUGCUCCUGCUUACACCAUGGCAAGCCGUACAAGCCAGGGGAAUCAUACUCAAGGGCAUGUCGAAACUGCACCUGUACCCAGGGUCAGUGGCGUUGCAAAGAUAUGGACUGUCCUGGUGUCUGCUCUGUGCUGGGUGGCUCCCACAUCUCCACCUAUGAUGGUAAAACUUAUACUUUCCAUGGAGACUGCUCUUAUGUUCUCUCCAAGGAAACAAAUGGGACUUUCAGUGUCCUUGGUGACCUGGCCACAUGUAAAAGAUCAGAUAAAUCAACUUGCCUGACUGCAGUCACCCUACUACUGCCUAAAUACAUGAUGAUUGUAGUAGAAGCCAGCGGACAUGUUUCGUAUAACAAACUGAUCACUCAGCUGCCUCUGUUCAUGGAUGACAUUAUGAUCUUCAAACCAUCGACAUUCUUUAUUGUAAUCCACACCAACUAUGGGCUUGAUCUCGAGAUUCAGCUUUCACCCAUUAUGCAGAUCUACAUCAAAGCCAGUGUUUCCAAUAAGGGACAACUCACGGGUAUUUGUGGAGAUUUUAAUGAUGUGCAAGCUGAUGACUUCAGAACCACAAAUGGAUUAACUGAGGGAACGGCUGGGACAUUUGUCAACACAUGGAAGACCAGGACAAGCUGCUCCGAUGUGACAAACAUACUUGGGGACCCCUGCCUUUUGAGCAUAGACAAUGAGAAAUAUGCAAAACAUUGGUGCGCCUUGCUGUCGGACCCAAAAGGGAUGUUUGCAUUGUGCCAUUCUGUAAUAAAUCCAAAACGCUAUCAAGAUUCUUGUAUUUAUGACACCUGUGCCUGUGAUAACAGUGAGGAGUGCAUGUGUGCUGCCAUAUAUUCCUAUGUCCAUGCAUGUGCUGCUGAAGGUGUCUUAUUUAAUGGAUGGAGAAACACCAUAUGCGAGAAAUACACGACUGGCUGCCCUUCUACUUUUGUGUAUGGCUACCAAAUGACAAGCUGUGGUCGCACCUGCCGCUCUCUUAGUCAGUCAGACUUAACAUGUGCGGUUGAAUUUACUCCGCUUGAUGGCUGCGGCUGUGCUGAAGGAACUUACCUGAAUGAGGAGGGUGAGUGUGUGUCUGCCUCACAAUGCUCCUGCCAUGUGGGAGACACAGUGGUACGCCCCGGGCAGGUCAUCAGCGUCCAUGGACAAACCUGCUCCUGUCAUAGUGGAGAACUAAGAUCAUGCACCGAGCCAAUGGUUUUUUUCAACUGCUCAAGCGCAAAGCCAGGUGACAUGGGAUCCGAGUGCCAAAAAAGCUGCCAGACCCUGGACACAGAAUGUGUCAGUACACAGUGUAUGUCAGGCUGUGUAUGUCCUGCUGGCCUGCUAGCUGAUGGUAAAGGAGGCUGUAUUACAGAGGAGAACUGUCCCUGCACAUAUAAUGGAGAAUACUAUAAUUCUGGACAGACUGUCACUGUGGACUGCAAUACCUGCACUUGCAAAAGGAGAAAAUGGGAUUGUACACUUCGUGAGUGUGAUGGAACCUGUACCAUAUAUGGAGAAGGGCAUUACAUCACUUUUGAUGAUAAGAAAUUCUCCUUUAAUGGAGACUGUGGCUAUGUCUUCGCUAAGGAUUACUGCGGAGACGAUAUGAAUGGCAGCUUUAGGGUCCUGACUGAGAGCAUCCCAUGUGGAACAACUGAUAGCAUUUGCUCAACUGCUAUCAAGCUCUACCUAGGGAACCAUGAAAUUGUUCUUUCAGAGGAAAAUGUCAGAGUUAUCAAACAAAGCAAAGGGGUCGACAUACCAUAUCAAGUCCACACUAUGGGCAUAUAUCUUGUCAUUGAGGCAAAGAAUGGUCUUGUUCUCAUUUGGAAUAAGAAGACAACACUCAUGAUCCAACUCAAGUCCACAUUCAAGGGGAAAGUCUGUGGUCUAUGUGGGAAUUAUGAUGGAAACAUCAAGAACGAUUUUACCACCAAAAACAAAGAAGUUGUGGUUGAAGCCCUUGAGUUUGGAAACAGCUGGAAAGUGUCACCUACCUGCCCUAAUGCAAACACACUAAAAAAUCCCUGCAUGCUGUACUCACACAGGCAGCCAUGGGCAUUAAAACACUGCAGCAUUAUUAACAGCAAAGUAUUUGCUGGUUGCCACUCAAAGGUGGAUCCAAAAAACUAUUAUGAUGCCUGUGUGACAGACACAUGUUCCUGCAUCACAGGAGGAGAUUGUGAGUGUUUCUGCUCAGCUGUAGCAGCCUACGCAGCAGCCUGUAAUGAGGCCGGAGCUUGUGUGAAUUGGAGAACUCCCACAAUUUGUCCUCUGUUAUGUGAUUUUUACAACCCUGAUGGAAAGUGUGAAUGGCACUAUGAGCCUUGUGGAAAAAAAUGCAUGAAGACAUGCCGGAAUCCCUCAGGAGUAUGCUACAAUCACAUUCCAGCAUUAGAAGGCUGCUAUCCAAGUUGCCCAUCUGAACGCUCUUAUUUGGAAGAAGAUACCAUGAAGUGUGUGUCACUGGAGGAAUGUGGCUGCUAUGAUAAUGAAGGGAAGCAUUAUGAAGAAGUGCACAUCACUCCAGAGACUGCAGAUAGAGCAGAUAGCCACUGCCCUUAG